Messenger RNA from Xiphophorus couchianus (Monterrey platyfish), 1870 nucleotides. Its product is annotated as keratin, type I cytoskeletal 9-like. NCBI's taxonomy places the organism in Eukaryota, Metazoa, Chordata, Actinopteri, Cyprinodontiformes, Poeciliidae. The coding region runs from base 440 to 1870 and encodes 476 amino acids. The record is from RefSeq and is a predicted model, not a curated record. The transcript has a single exon.
AAAUACUUACUCUCUAUAAAACCAAUCAAAAACACUUGUAUUAAUUUAUUUGUUUACGAGUAUUCUCAUAGGUAAAGUUACACGUACGUAUGAGUUGAAAAACAGGACAAAUACAAAACUUACAUUUAUGCACAUUUACUGACUUAAAUUCACAAAUUUAGAUGUCUACGCAUGCAUUUUUAAUUGACAGUAGUUUUAUCUCAUACAUAACUCCUUGUGUUUCCAUAGCAACUAAAACAAACAAGAACCUGACACAGGUCGUGUGACAUCAUCAUGUCAUCGGUGUUCUCAUCGAUGAUGUCAUAAAGGUUCAAGCGAUUAUUAUCAUUUGGAAUCCAAGAAUUCUCAGUUUGCUUUUCAACGCCGUUGGAGGUACAACACUUUGAUAGAGAGACGAUUUCGGACAGUGAUUUUAGAAACCAUUUCAACUACAGUCAAGAUGAUUUUAACCAUCGGUUGGGGCCUUGGGUAUCUUGUUACGAAGGGAGUAGAAAAGUUGCUGGGAUAUCGGAUUAAAGAUGAAGACCUUUCAGCAGAGAGAUCAACUGACGAAAGUUCAGAAAAGUUUGAUUUUGACGUCGUCGCCAAAGACGAUGUAAAACACAAGGAUGUUUCAAAGGAGAGCACAUCUGAAGAUGAACAACAUAAGCACUUUGGAUUUGAAGAUUUCGUUGAAGACAAUGAAAAACACAGUGUUGUUUCUUCAGAAAGCUCAUCUGAAGAUGGAAGAUUUGAGUCCACAAGUUCUGACAUCGUCUCUGAAGACAAUGUAAAACACACUGAUGUUUCUGCAGAGAGCUCAUCUGAAGAUAAACAACAUAAUUACUUUGAAUUUGAAGAUUUCGUUGAACACGAUGAAAAACACAGUGAUGUUUCUUCAGAGAGCUCAUCUGAAGAUGAAAGAUUUGAGUCCUCUGGUUCUGACAGUGUCUCCGAAGACGAAGUAGAACACAGUGAUGUUUCUUCAGAGAGCUCAUCUGAAGAUGAAAGAUUUGAGUCCUCAGGUUCUGACAGUGUCUCCGAAGACGAAGUAGAACACAGUGAUGUUUCUUCAGAGAGCUCAUCUGAAGAUGAAAGAUUUGAGCAGCACCCAGCAGGGUGGGCGGAGACACAGGAAGGAGCCGAAUGUGGGUUCGACGGGCAACGUCGGUGCUGGGGCCGGGCCACUGGAGGCUGGUCCGGAGGUCGACGUCGGUACAGAAGCCAGGCUGCGGGAGGUGGGUCCGCCAGGCAACGUCGGCGCAGGGACCGGGCCACAGGAGGCGGCGACAAGGAGUCUCUGGGAGUAUCUGGAGGAGCACUAGGAGGCUGGUUCUCGGGAGGAGGACUAGGGGGCGACGAGGAAACAUUGGAAACACUAGGGAGCUCGGAGGAGACGCUAGGGAGCUUGGAGGGAAAGCCAGGGAGCUUGGAGGGGACGUUAGGGAGCUUGGAGGGAAAGCCAGGGAGCUCGGAGGGGACGCUAGGGAGCUUGGAGGGAACACUAGGGAGCUCGGAGGAGACGCUAGGUAGCUUGGAGGGAAAGCUAGGGAGCUUGGAGGGAAAGCCAGGGAGCUUGGAGGGGACGCUAGGAAACUCGGAGGAACUAGGAAGCUCUUUAGGGGCCAAGAACCCACUAACAGGGCCCGAAGGCUCACUUACGGGGAACAGGCCACGCCAUCAGCCGCGCCCCAAGGCUGGCGCCCCCUGGCUGGCGACCGCCUGGAAACCCAUCAUCAUGGGGACCAGAGCGAAGGCGAUAGUGUGCUCUCUUCGCCGAGGGGCUGGAGAAGGCUUAGGAGCGACGGCUGCUGGGGGCGUGGGAGCGGCAGCCACAGCGGUGACGACCGGAGGUGUGGAGGAUGCAGGGGCUGGAGGUUCUAUUUGCUGA